CACUCAGAUGAUAUUCACAUGGUAUUUCGCACAGAGGCGGCUGCUCGAGAGGAGGGCACCCACCCCCACCUCAAUAUAAGCCUGUUUUUCCUUCCUUUCUCCCCCCCUUUCUCGUUGGAAAGACAAAAUGUGCACGGUGAUAGGUGGGGUGAACUGAUGGCAUCCUCCCUGUUACCCCGCCGGUCCGUUUCUUAAGAGCCCCUUUUGGGGAGGCGACAGAACGUGAUUCUGUGGGCGCAGAUACCCCGAUGGUGGCUUGCUCAGAGGGGAAAAGCAGAGAGGGAAGCGGGAUCCGUCCUGUGCAAUCUCUAUUGUUUGAAACUUACUUUGUAUCAGAAAGUGAAGAUGAGCACGGAAAAGAAAUGGAGCAAGUUCAGUAGCUAUCCACUCUAACAUCUUAAUGAUUUCUUAAGGAAUCUUACAACACUUAUUUUGAAUUGAGAAAAUGACUGCAGAUAUAGAAGAAAGUUGUUGGAAAAGAAUACCUGUUAAAAAGUGGAACAUCCAAUAGUAUAAAAUAAAUAUACUUGUUAUGGUGCAAUUCUGGAGUGGAGUUAACCUUAUAGCACACAGGUAGUCCUCCAAGGAGAGAGAGGAAAAAAAAAGCUUUCUGUUUUUCUAAAUUAUGGAAAUUUUUUGGAAGACGUGGACAUGGAUUCUGAGCCUAGUCAUGGUUUCAUCGGCAUUUCACAGUGACAGCAGGCUUUCAUAUAGUUCUCAAGAGGAAUUCCUGUCUUACCUUGAACACUACCAACUAACAAUCCCAAUAAGAGUUGAUCAAAAUGGAGCCUUCCUCAGCUUUACUGUGAAAAAUGUUAAACCCUCAAGAAGGAGGAGGAGCACAGACCCUUAUGACCAAGAGCUGGCAGCAUCUAAAUUAUUUUUUAAACUUUCUGCCUAUGGCAAGCACUUUCAUUUAAACCUGACUCUCAACACAGAUUUGGUGUCCAGACAUUUUACAGUGGAAUACUGGGGGAAAGAUGGUCCUCAGUGGAAGCACGAUUUUUUAGACCACUGUCAUUACACAGGAUAUUUGCAAGACCAACACACUACAACUAAAGUGGCCUUAAGCAACUGCAAUGGUCUGCAUGGAGUUAUUGCUACAGAAGAUGAAGAAUAUUUUAUUGAGCCUUUAAAGAAUAUAACAGCUAAUUCAAGUAACUUCAGUUAUGAGAAUGGUCAUCCCCAUGUCAUAUACAAAAAAUCUACCAUGCGCCAGCAACUUCUGUAUGAUCAUAGUCAUUGUGGAGUCUCAGAAGACCUCACAAGAAGCAGUAGACCUUGGUGGAUGAGUGAUGGAUCUGCUUUUCCAGCUUCACUUCCUAUCAAUGACACAUUAAGUAGUCAUAGUCGACAGAAGAGAUCAGUAAGCCUUGAGCGGUUUGUGGAGACGCUGGUAGUAGCAGACAAAAUGAUGGUGGGAUAUCAUGGCCGCAAAGACAUUGAGCACUACAUUUUGAGUGUAAUGAAUAUUGUUGCCAAACUUUAUCGUGAUUCCAGUCUAGGAAACGUAGUGAAUAUAAUAGUGACACGUUUAAUAGUCCUCACUGAAGAUCAGCCAAACUUGGAGAUAAACCACCAUGCAGACAAGUCCCUCGAUAGCUUCUGUAAGUGGCAGAAAUCCAUUCUCUCCCACCAAAGUGAUGGAAACACCAUUCCAGAAAAUGGGAUUGCCCACCAUGAUAAUGCGGUUCUUAUUACUAGAUACGAUAUCUGCACUUACAAGAACAAACCAUGUGGAACUCUGGGCUUGGCCUCUGUGGCUGGAAUGUGUGAGCCUGAAAGGAGCUGCAGCAUUAAUGAAGACAUUGGCCUAGGUUCAGCUUUUACCAUUGCACAUGAGAUUGGUCACAAUUUUGGCAUGAACCAUGAUGGAAUAGGAAAUUCCUGUGGGACCAAAGGUCACGAAGCAGCAAAACUAAUGGCAGCUCAUAUUACAGCAAACACCAAUCCUUUCUCUUGGUCAGCCUGCAGUCGGGAUUAUAUCACCAGUUUUUUAGAGGAUCUAUUUGCCUGUGGCCAAAGUUCGGGCCGUGGUACUUGCCUUGAUAAUGAGCCUCCCAAGCGUGACUUUCUUUAUCCAGCUGUGGCCCCAGGUCAGGUGUAUGAUGCUGAUGAACAAUGUCGCUUCCAGUAUGGAGCAACAUCCCGCCAAUGUAAAUAUGGGGAAGUGUGUAGAGAGCUCUGGUGUCUCAGCAAAAGUAACCGCUGUGUUACCAACAGUAUUCCAGCAGCUGAAGGUACUCUUUGCCAAACAGGAAGCAUUGAAAAGGGGUGGUGUUACCAGGGAGAGUGCGUACCUUUUGGCACUUGGCCCCAGAGUAUAGAUGGGGACUGGGGUCCAUGGUCAAUAUGGGGAGAGUGCAGCAGGACCUGUGGUGGAGGAGUCUCCUCAUCAAUAAGACACUGUGACAGUCCAGCGCCUUCAGGUGGAGGCAAAUAUUGUCUUGGAGAAAGGAAGAGAUAUCGCUCCUGCAAUACUGAUCCGUGUCCUGCAGGGGCCCGUGACUUUCGAGAAAAACAAUGUGCAGACUUUGACAACAUGCCUUUCCGCGGAAAGUAUUAUAACUGGAAACCCUACACUGGAGGUGGGGUUAAACCAUGUGCAUUAAACUGCUUGGCUGAAGGUUAUAAUUUUUACACUGAACGUGCUCCUGCAGUAAUAGAUGGGACUCAGUGCAAUGCUGACUCACUGGAUAUCUGUAUCAAUGGAGAAUGCAAGCAUGUAGGUUGUGAUAAUAUUUUGGGGUCUGAUGCUAAGGAAGAUAGAUGUCGUGUUUGUGGAGGAGAUGGAAGUACAUGUGAAGCUAUUGAAGGUUUCUUCAAUGAUUCAUUGCCCAGAGGAGGCUACAUGGAAGUGAUUCAAAUACCAAGAGGUUCAGUGCACAUUGAAAUAAGAGAAGUGGCAGUGUCCAAGAACUAUAUUGCUCUAAAAUCUGAAGAGGACGACUACUAUAUUAAUGGUGCCUGGACUAUUGACUGGCCAAGAAAGUUUGAUGUUGCUGGAACAGCUUUUCAUUACAAGAGGCCGACAGAUGAACCAGAAUCUCUGGAAGCACUAGGCCCUACUUCGGAAAAUCUCAUAGUCAUGAUUCUGCUACAGGAACAAAAUUUGGGUAUAAGGUAUAAAUUCAAUGUUCCCAUCUCUCGCACUGGCAGUGGAGACAAUGAAGUUGGCUUUGCGUGGAAUCAUCUGCCUUGGUCAGAAUGUUCUGCCACAUGUGCUGGAGGUGUGCAGAAACAAGAGGUGGUGUGUAAAAGGCUGGAUGACAACUCUGUUGUACAAAACAAUUAUUGUGACCCUGACAGUAAGCCUCCAGAAAACCAAAGAGCCUGCAACACUGAGCCUUGCCCACCUGAAUGGUUUAUAGGAGAUUGGUCAGAAUGCAGUAAGACCUGUGAUGGAGGAGUGCGUUCACGAACAGUUCUCUGUAUCAGAAAGAUUGGACCUUCUGAGGAAGAGACACUGGACAAUACCAACUGUUUAACACACCGGCCUAUUGAGAAAGAGCCCUGUAACAAUCAGUCCUGUCCCCCACAGUGGGUCGCUUUGGACUGGUCAGAAUGCACACCAAAAUGUGGCCCCGGAUUUAAACACCGAAUUGUUCUGUGCAAAAGCAGCGAUCUUUUAAAAACUUUUCCAGCUGCUCAAUGCCAAGAGGAGAGCAAACCUCCAGUCCGCAUCCGCUGUAGUUUAGGUCGAUGCCCUCCUCCUCGCUGGGUUACUGGAGACUGGGGACAGUGUUCUGCACAGUGUGGUCUUGGGCAACAGAUGCGAACAGUACAGUGCCUCUCAUAUACCGGACAAGCAUCCAGUGAUUGUUCAGAAACACAUAGACCUCCAUCAAUGCAGCAGUGUGAAAGUAAAUGUGACAGUACUCCCAUUUCCAACACAGAAGGGACCCACUUCUUCCAUGGAAAAAUUUUGGGAUUCGUGGUAUUCCAGAUGGACUUCUGCUCCUUGACCUGCAGUCUAAGUUGGCCAGCUCCGUACUGACAGCCAUAUAGCCUCAUUAGCACUGUACUUUACUUGAGCUAAUAAAAUCUAUGAGGAAUUAAGAGGAAGAAGAUACAGUACAGUCUUUACCAGUAGAUAUGUUCUCAGCAGUCACAUUGCCACUUGGCACCUUGUUUUUGUUUCACAUAGAUGGUAUUUACUGGAAGCCACUGAUUAUUUCUAAGUGGUUAAGUGGCUCAAGUGGCUCAAGUAAAUGCAGUCUCAGAGUUCACUUAAGAAUCUGAAAUAUCUGUAUCCUUUCAAAAGAACCGAGCUGCAUGAACUACUAAGAGUGACUUAUCCCAAAAUACAGCAAAAAAAGUGUAUUCAAGAUAUUUUUUUCAAUAUUUUUGCAAUAUUUUAUUCAAUAUUAUUCAAUAUUUUUGCACAUAUUUUAAGUAUAUACCCUCACUUAUUAAUGUUUUCGAGCUACUAUUAAAUAUGGAAUAUAAGAAGCACAAACUGUAUUUGCAAAAUAGUAUGCACGUAUUGCACAUUUUCUGCUUAUACAUUUGGUCUUAAAAAUCCUUAGACAACAGAGAAGCUGACAUCUCUUGUGUUAGUAAGGUCAUACCCUUUAGGCAGCGAAGCAUAUCUUUUUUGGCGUACUAGAGAUAAUAGAAAGCUGCUAGGAUUUCAAGAACUGACUAAUUCUAAAGAGUACAAUGGAUCUCAGAUCUUUUAAAAAUAAAAUCUGGUCUUUCAGAAACAUAAGGAGUUUUCAUGUAUCUAGUGUAUCUUUGUAUUUCAUUUUCAUGUACCAGGUGUAGCAGUGUUUGUUAUUGUUUUUUUUUUUUCCAUUUAAUAUGAUGUGUUGAUCAUGAUCUAAGCAAGAAGUAUUUGAGUGCUGGUAUUUCCUUGCCAAUGAUGUUUGUGAAAAGGGCACUCUAUGCCUUUAUGUAUGCUUCUGUUUCUCUUUAGGUACAAUAGGUUGUGUACUUUGUGCCUGUAUUUUGAGCUUCAGGGAAGGAAGGUUCUUCCCCUUGGGACUGCAUGUACAUAGCAGAGCAUAUAUGUUUGCACAUAGGGCCUUUGUCCACAUGCUACCCACUAGCACUAUCUUGUGCUUUGGGUCCCACUGUAGGAAAGAGUUACCUUCGGCCACUUAAUCAAUGGUUUGCAGUUGAGAGGAUUACUUUUCCAUUUAAAAACUUGUCAUGGUUUCAUAGUUGUUCUAACCCAAGGUAAAAAUGUACAUAUUCUUCAGGAAGGUUGAGUUGCUCCACUGUAUAUUGAUAAUUUUGGUCCAGCUUGGAAGCACUUUCUUGGGGAAAGUGUAGGUUGUUUACAUAAAAUAAUAGUAAAAAUUUUAAGGGUAUAGUAUUAGUAAAAUAAAACUAAGAUAUAUCUUGUGACACUACAAAACAUCUCCUUUAGCUCUUUUUUUCACUAAACUCUUUGUUGGACAUUUAGAGUAUUGUAGACAAGGUUUUGAAGCAAACAUUGUAGCUUUACAUUUGCUCUAUAGGCAGCAUGUAACACGAUUUGAAAUUUAUUCACAAUGAUUUUAUUUUCUAAGUCUGCUGAAUCUAGACUCCAGAAGGCCUCUUGAAACUUUACCUGAUAAACAAUAUAAUCCAAUCUUACGUUAUUUCGGUUCCCUUGUAUUUUGUGCAGUAUGCCUUUACAACCUCUCUAGUUUAGAAGGCACAGUGACAUCCUGUGAUUUUAUUACUUUCAUGUGAUACAUGGUAUUAUAAUGUUGUCUGAUCUGACCACAACAUUCAGGAAAGAAGACAUUAAUAUAUGUAGUUUAUUGCAAUUUACUGACAGUAGUUACUAGUAACAAAAAAUAUUCUGCUGACCCUCUUCCAUUCAACCACAGUGAAAAAUAUGCUUCUUUGUGACCCACCAUAUCUAUUUCAAAACUGAUUUUUAAAACACAAUCUGUGGGCACCAUCCAGGAUAUUGUCUCACUUCUGUCCAAAAGGCAGUGGCUGAACAGUGUCCAGAUUAGUCAAGAGGAAGAAAAGUGUAAAGAAAUAUGAAAUAGGAUCAUUCCAAAUCCUACUUUUAGCAAAAAAUGCAUUUAGCAGCUUUACCUGUAUUUAACUAAAAGCAAUAUGUAUGAGAUUAAGAUUUUGUGAGCUUUUACAUCUCAUCACGAUCAAGCAGACCUUUUUAUUCCUCACUUUGUUAAUAAUUCACUGUCUCUCCUAUGUUCUCAGUCUUCAUAAACAUGGAGACUGAAAUACUUCUGGAAUAUAUUUGUCCUCUUUUGAGAAGAGGUUUCAAAAUAAAACAGUGACUGGGUGCAGUUGCUGAUAGAGAAGUAUGUCUGUGCUUCAACCAGCUAUGAGCAAUGUUUUUUUCUCCUGACAUCCAACUCUCAAAUUGAGAAUUAAAAAUUAGAAAAGUUGUGCUUAACAUAUUGAAUAGUAGGAGUAAAACAAUUACAGUGAAAGUACUAUAUCUGUGUUAAUAAAAUGAAAACUUAAAUCAUUUCACGCCUCUACUUGUCUAGCUAGAAGCAUGCAUAUUGCCAUGAUAAGAAAUACCAUGCAGUGCAUUCCCUUAAGUUCAGACACACUAAGGCAUUCCUAGGUUUAAAAAGUAAAAAUUCUCAUCUUAACCCUGUCUUUUGGGGAUGUAAAAUACGUAUAUAGAAGGAAAAAAAAUAGGAAUAACUGAAGGACUGUACAUCCUUAUUGGGUUUGUUACAUUACUACUUCUUGUUUUUCCUACCUAUUUGGUGUGUUUGUCUGUUGUCUCUUUCAUACUUUGCUUGCAGACACCUGGGAAUCAAGGACUUUUGUUCUGUUAGGCCUUGGAACAACAGAAUCCUGGCCCCCAGUCUUCACUUCUAGGUACUAAAUCAGUACAAAACAUGAUAAUGGUUAAAAUACUGCUAGGUCCUCUCCUUUUUAUUCACGUCUUCAGAGCUGUUGUAAUUUGAGAAAUGUUGCUAAGGGAAACUAGUAUCAAAUGCAACCUUACAGAAUCUUUUGAAAUAAAUUAUUUUGUGAGAAGUUCAUCUAAUUUCAUUCUUCCCACAUCAUUUUUGCAACAUAAACUUGAGGGUUUUGCUCUUUCUCAUUAUACAUCUCUUCCAUCUUCCUACCUAUGAAGCAAAGCUCUUUGCCAAAGUCUGCCGGGAAGACAGUGUGCACAUGCUUUUAACUGGAGAUUUAAAUCCUUUAUCAGACUUCUGCCACGUUUACUGCAGUGUAAAGCAAAUCUCCAGUAGCAACAUCUCAGCUGUAUAACCUGAGUGUACCAAGUGUACCAUAGAGCUCUCAGAUUAUGCCGCAUCUCCAGCUAGAGUAAGAACUGAACAUAGACCAAACCAUUCUGUUCCCUGUUACCACCUUCUUUCUGCAGAAAGGAAAUUGUGCCAAAGGAGAAGCAUGGUAUAUUCCAGUAAUGCUCAUGUAAUGUACACCAACAAGUCACUUUACAUAUAACUUGUGUAGGAUGGAAAUGCAGGAAUCCUACCUCCAUGUGGCAGACAGAAUUCUUCUCUUUCUGGGAAAGUUAACUGCCAGUGUAGCUGCUGAGGCAGUAAGCCCAGCUUACAGGGAAAAUGGAAGUAUGACGAAAAGCUCUUCUAUGUCUGUUAUAGGCAUUAAAGUGACUUUUUCUCUUGCAUAAAAGAAAGUGUGGAUGAAUGGAACCAAACCUAGAGUAUAAUCCAAAAUUCAGUGAAGUCACUGAACUCACACUGUUUGUGUCAUUAUUCAUAACAUUCUUUGUUUUCCCCAUCCCUGUUCACUGCUAUGCAUAUACUAUUUCAAGGCUUCUUACGAAUGCACAGGCAUGGUACCAAAUAUUGCAAAUCACAUUAGAGUUUGGAUAACCUCUGAAGGAUGAAUAAAGUAAGUCCUGAGAAAGAAGCUGUAAAAGUGUUGUAAGAAAAAUGACUCAUAUUUCCUAUCUGUCUAAAAUGUUCAUUUAUCCCAAUAAAUGGUAAUUCUUUCAAGACAAAGUGGGUACACUUCUAAAUGCCUGGGAGAUAAGCUCUGCAAACUUUUAUGGCUUUAUAAAAUACAUGUCUUUGUGCACUAUGAUGGAUAAGUAUAGCAGGGUGGAUGGAUAGAGCACGGAUGUGUUAAAUCUCAAAUUUUCUUUAUUUCUUAUUUUUUUUUAAUCUUUAAUACCU
Messenger RNA from Numida meleagris (helmeted guineafowl), 8096 nucleotides. RefSeq names its product ADAM metallopeptidase with thrombospondin type 1 motif 6 (gene ADAMTS6). Gene Ontology annotation, cellular component: extracellular matrix. Gene Ontology annotation, molecular function: metalloendopeptidase activity. The record is from RefSeq and is a predicted model, not a curated record. Lineage: Eukaryota; Metazoa; Chordata; Aves; Galliformes; Numididae. The transcript is spliced from 26 exons. The coding region runs from base 626 to 3997 and encodes 1123 amino acids. Gene Ontology annotation, biological process: proteolysis; extracellular matrix organization.